UCCUCCUCCUUGUAGACCAGAUUAGCCCCAGCAGCUUGCCUGGAGAGAGAAAGAGUGAGAGAGAGAGAGGGAGAGAGGCAGAGGCUAGAAAGGACCUAUGACCACCGCGGAGAGGAGCCCACGCUGCUGUCACCACGCCGGCUCUAAUAAAUGGCCACGGCCAUUCCAAGGCCAGAUUACGGCAGAUUAAAGAGGCCACGGUGGCACGCGUAAACUUUCCGCAUGUUCCCGAGGAGCGGCUAGCUGCGCUUCGGCCGUCGUGGCGUGGACGAAUCAUGAUGCUGCGUCUUUGAUUGGACCCUGACUGGAGAGGGACCCUCUCUGCGAUCCUGCGUGGUUUUGCCCGUGUCCUGCCAUGCCACAAUGCUUAUAAUUCAACUCGUGGUGUUGCUCAGCGUGUUGUUGUUCGGCGACGCGCGGGGCUCGGCGGGGUCGAGGACGCAACCCUGUGCCGGGAAGCAGCCGUGUGACCCACGGCACCGACGCGACGCCGGAGGACGCGGUGGCGUUUACGAGCACCUCGGAGGCGCGCCGCGGCGCAGGAAACUCUACUGCGCUACUAAAUAUCAUCUACAGAUACAUCCAAACGGAAAAAUAGACGGAUCUCUGGAGGAGGACAAUCCUCUGAGUAUAUUGGAGAUCACAGCAGUGGAUGUUGGAGUGGUAGCCAUCAAGGGCCUGUUCUCUGGAAGAUAUUUAGCCAUGAAUGAGAAAGGUCGCCUAUAUGCUUCGGAGGUUUUUAACAAGGAGUGUGAAUUUCUGGAGCGCAUUCAUGAGUUAGGCUACAAUACUUACGCAUCACGGCACCACUCAACGACUCAGCACUCAGGAUCCAGUGGAAAGGGCAGCAAGCAUCGGGCCUUUGUCAAGAAACAGUGGUUCGUGUCUAUUAAUGGAAAAGGUCGGCCCAGGAGGGGCUUUAAGACGAAAAGCACAGACAAAGCUUCCCUCUUCCUGCCCCGUGUUUUGGGCAACAAGGACCAUGAGAUGGUCUCACGUCUUCUGGAGAGCAGACAAGAUGAGACAAGCCAUCAAAGGUCUCGCAUGGGCCGUGCUGAACGAAGGAGUCGGAGACACAAGGAACCCAAACGGCACCAUGGCAGAAGGGGCAAUAGGCGCAAAUCCGGCCACAAAAAAAAGACUUCGGACAGGCAGUUGGAAUAGACAAUUUCAAUAAGGACCUUUCAUGGCAAAAUGCUAUCAUUUUAGAUAAAAGAUCUUUUCCUUAUAUUAAGAGAUGUUUUUUCUCCUUUAUAUUUUAUUCCUAAAAAAUCUUGCAUUUGAUAUGUAAGGACAGUUGCUUUUAUGCAUUACAAAAUGCAUUUCUAUGACCAAAACUGAAUACUGCUGGAUUUUUUAGACACGUGCAUUGGGAACACGUGUAUUGUAGAAAGAUGUGUAGUCACUUUCCAAAUUCUUUUUACAUUCUUAAGCAAAUUAUUUUUUACAAAGUUUUAAUUAGGGAAAUUGGAUAAAAGUGCCGAAGAUGUGUUAUAUUGUUGGACUAAAAAACUUUAUAGAUAAGGUGUCCAGAAAAGCACUUUUUAUCACAUUAACAUGUAUAAUAGGUGACAAAGGUACAGAAGAAAAAGAGGAAUUCUUACAAAAUGUACAUGUGAUAGUCUACUGUCCUUAAACUGCAAUGAGAAGUACUUUGUAUAUUACUAAUAUUAUGCAUAUUUAUUUUGUCCAUGUGUUAAAUUAUUGAUGACAUAGUUUCUACAGGUCAGUUAUAGCCUAAUCAUUGUUAUUACCAUAAAAAAAUCAUUGUUGUUUGUGCUCACAUGAGCAGAAGAGUGAACAGAGGUUCUCUGGGUUUGAUAUCCAAAAGUACUUUUCAUUUGUCUACAACUGAGAAGUUAAUAUAUCAUUGGUCACUUGUAAAGUUGUCAAUUAAUUUUCUUAUGUAUGGAACACUGUAAAAUGUGGCAACAUAUAGUAAAGAUGUGCUGCUCAACACUGAAAGCUAAACAUGUGGAGGAAUGUCACCAAUAAAUUAUAUGGAAAUAUAAAUACAUAUAAAUGUUACAAUUAAGGUUUUUCAUUUUAAAAAGUCAACAUUCUAAUCCCUUGAAAAUAAUAAUCUGUACAGAGAGAAUCAAAACAUUUGGUUUUUUUUUGACAGACUCUUGUUACUAAUAGUUAUUGAACAU
This is a messenger RNA of Silurus meridionalis, 2153 nucleotides long. It is a transcript of the gene fgf3, whose product is annotated as fibroblast growth factor 3. Gene Ontology annotation, molecular function: fibroblast growth factor receptor binding; growth factor activity. NCBI's taxonomy places the organism in Eukaryota, Metazoa, Chordata, Actinopteri, Siluriformes, Siluridae. The record is from RefSeq and is a predicted model, not a curated record. Gene Ontology annotation, cellular component: cytoplasm. Bases 364 to 1164 code for a protein of 266 amino acids. Gene Ontology annotation, biological process: fibroblast growth factor receptor signaling pathway; positive regulation of cell population proliferation; regulation of cell migration. The transcript has 3 exons.